AUGGUCCUGCGGAAGGAUGCUGUUCCAGUCAUGCACGCGGCCCGACGGGUACCCUUGGCCCUGAGAGAGCCUCUUCGACAAGAAGUGGAAUGCAUGGAAACUGCCUCCAUUAUCAAGAAAGUGGACGAACCGACAGAAUGGUUCGUGCCUGGCAAGGAGCUGGUUCUGGCGGACAUGCUGUCGCGUGCACCUAUGCCAUCACAGUCAUCGAGUGCCUUCACAGACGUCGACAUCCAUGCGACAGAGGUCGUCUCCGGCAUCGUAGGCACGCCUAUGAAAGUACGUCUGGAAAAGGAAACAAGGAACGACCCGUAUUUGAGCGAGCCAACCCCGGACAGGCCAUGGCACCGAGUGGGAAUUGACAUUUCUCAGUUCGGGGGAGCCUCCUAUGUCAUUGUAUACGAUGCCCACUCCAAUUUUCCUGACCUAGAGAAGCUAAGAAGCACAACGGCCAAAGAGGUCAUAGAUAAAAUAUCGGCCAUCUUCUCACGGUACGGCAUCCCGGUUCAUGUAUGUACUGACAAUGGGCCCCAGAUUGGAUCGCAAGAGUUCCGAGAGUUCGGACAAAGAUAUGACUUUCAGCACAUCACAUCGAGUCCAGAAUUCUCUCGGUCAAAUGAACUGGCAGAAAAGGGGAUUCAGAUUGUUAAGCGCAUUCUAAAGAAGACCAACAACUCUAAUGGUGACUUUUGGUUGGGGCUUUUAGCCUAUCGGUCAUCCCCACUAGAAGAUGGUCGCUCUCCGGGUGAACUACUGCAAGGCCGGCACCUUCGCACGACCCUUCCCGAGUACCAAGGUGAUCCCAGAACUACAGUGGAAAAGCGUCGCCAGUCUUCGAAGGGAAAGGCACUACCACCGCUCGGAAGUGAAACUGCAGUACGCAUUCAUAAUGGACACUGGUCACGCACAGCGACAGUAAGCGAGCAAGCCGCACCAAGAUCUUACAUGGUGAAGACCGAGGACCAGCUGAUGCUGAGGCGAAACAGGCAACACGUGCUGAGCAUACCCGGAAACGGUACAAACGAGGAUGAAGAUCAAGACGCCGACAGCCCUGAAAACAUGGUCAAUCGGGACAAAAGCGAGGACAGCAAUACACCUGGCGAACAAACGCACGGAGACCAACAUGGCAUAGCAGAUCCCACAGCUAUAACACAAGGUGCCCAAAAUGAAGGAGACAAUUUCAAUUUUUCAAGAGCAUGA
Molecule: messenger RNA, 1200 nt
Organism: Rhipicephalus microplus (southern cattle tick)
Lineage: Eukaryota; Metazoa; Arthropoda; Arachnida; Ixodida; Ixodidae
Source: RefSeq, a predicted model, not a curated record